GUCCCGGCGCUUCUAUUUAAACGCCCCCGGUUCACAUGUCAUGACCCUCCACUGCUCUGAGUAUCUGACUGAUCUCAACUCUCAAGCUUCCAAACCUCGCUGAUCGAUCCAAAGCCAGCAGCCAUGAGGAGCAGCAUCCCCCUCGUCAUCGGCGUGGUCGCCGUCAUCUACGCCGUCGCCAUGCCCGCCACGGCGAUGCCCGGCGGGUGGGAACACAUCGGUAACAUCAAGGACCCGAGGAUCCAGAGGCUCGGCAAGUGGGCGGUGGCGGAGCACGUGAAGCAGGCGAGAGACAGGCUGAGGUUCAGCAAGGUGGUGCUGGGCACGGUGCAGGUGGUGUCGGGCUUCAACUACCGGCUCCUCGUCCAGGCGCUGGACGGCGCCGGCAAGAAGGGCGCGUACAAGGCGGAGGUGUACGAGGAGGCAGCCGGCAAAGGGCGCAAACUCGUCUCCUUCACCCCGGUCGACAAAAAGGCGUAGGCCUUUUGGUGUAUUUUUUGUAGUUCUUGAUGGACAUCCGUCACAACUCACAAGAAAUAUUAAUCGGGCAACGAAAGUUGCAGAUCCAACUGCUUUA
This is a messenger RNA of Hordeum vulgare subsp. vulgare (domesticated barley), 577 nucleotides long. Its product is annotated as cysteine proteinase inhibitor 8-like. Gene Ontology annotation, molecular function: cysteine-type endopeptidase inhibitor activity. The record is from RefSeq and is a predicted model, not a curated record. The transcript has a single exon. Bases 124 to 480 code for a protein of 118 amino acids. NCBI's taxonomy places the organism in Eukaryota, Viridiplantae, Streptophyta, Magnoliopsida, Poales, Poaceae.